Molecule: messenger RNA, 2125 nt
Organism: Anoplopoma fimbria (sablefish)
Lineage: Eukaryota; Metazoa; Chordata; Actinopteri; Perciformes; Anoplopomatidae
Gene: napsa
Product: napsin A aspartic peptidase
Exons: 9
Coding region: 148-1341 (397 amino acids)
Biological process (GO): proteolysis
Cellular component (GO): lysosome
Molecular function (GO): aspartic-type endopeptidase activity
Source: RefSeq, a predicted model, not a curated record
CAUAACGAGGAAAGCCGAGUAAAGGCGGACGUUGCCGAAGCGCUUCCAUUUACCGUUGUGCGUCAGUAAAAGUAGUGGGUCCGUGUUCGUGCGCUCGUUAGUAUCAGAAACAUUACAAAAGUGUGAAUUAUUUGCACGAGGACAGAAAUGACACGGCUGAAGAUAUUAUGCAUCAUCGGGGCGCUGCUGAUAACACAAAGCGCCGCCAUAUUCAGAGUCCCCCUCCAUAAAACCAGAAGCAUCCGCCGCCUCAUGAGCGACAACGGGAUGUCUCUGGAGGAGCUCCGGGCUCUAGCGAGGAGCAGCGCAGCGACGGACGGCUCCCCCUCCUCUAAAUUGCCGAUAGAAAGGCUGACCAACUUCAUGGAUGCCCAGUACUAUGGGAAGAUCAGCAUUGGCACCCCUCCGCAGGACUUCACUGUGCUGUUUGACACCGGCUCCUCCAACCUCUGGGUGCCCUCCAUCCACUGCUCUUUCUUUGACAUGGCCUGCUGGCUUCAUCAUCGUUACAACUCGAGGAAGUCGAGCACAUUCGUUAAGAACGGCACAGGGUUCUCCAUCCGGUACGGCCGAGGCAGCUUGUCUGGCUUCAUCAGUGGAGACACCGUCUCUAUUGCUGGACUGCCUGUUCCCAGCCAGCAGUUUGGUGAAGCAGUGAAGCAGCCUGGCCUCGUAUUUGCAGUGGCCCGGUUCGAUGGGGUCUUGGGCAUGGCCUACCCCUCCAUAUCAGUAGCUAAUGUCACACCGGUGUUUGACACGGCCAUGGCUGCCAAGCUGCUGCCCCAGAACAUUUUCUCUUUCUACAUAAGCAGAGACCCCACGGCAGCAGUAGGAGGAGAGCUGGUGCUGGGUGGGACGGACCCCCAGUACUACACCGGAGACCUGCACUAUGUCAAUGUCACACGAAAGGCCUACUGGCAGAUCAAGAUGAAUGGAGUUGACGUUGGCAACAAGCUGACUCUCUGCAAAGCCGGUUGCCAGGCUAUUGUCGACACAGGAACAUCCCUAAUUGUGGGUCCUGCGGAGGAAAUCCGAGCACUGCACAAAGCCAUCGGAGCUCUGCCCUUGCUGAUGGGAGAGUACUGGAUCGACUGUACGAAGAUCCCAUCACUCCCGACCAUCUCCUUCAACAUUGGAGGGAAGAUGUUUAACCUGACUGGAGAGGAUUAUAUCAUGAAGGAGUUUCAGAAGUUUUCACCAAUCUGUCUGUCAGGCUUCAUGGCCAUGGAUAUCCCGCCUCCUGCUGGGCCCCUGUGGAUCCUGGGAGACGUAUUCAUCGGGAAGUACUACACUGUGUUCGACAGGGCCGCCGAUCGUGUGGGGUUUGCCUCGGCCAAGUAGUUAACUGAACACUGUGUGAAAUAUGUUGCACUUAAAAUUUCUAACAGUCCUUUCGCUUUUCAAGGUUGCACCAAGCGAAGCUAAAUUUCAUCAUCGAUGUUGCGUUAUUUCAUUUGCAGCAAUCAAAAGCAUUGAGUGGUUGUUGUAGAUCACUGCAGGACCUGGCUUGCCACAUAAAUAUAUCACGUGUGCUUGUAGUAAUGAGGUUUCCAGGAGAAACUGGCUGCUGAUGAGCACGUAUGGAUGCUACAUUAAUAUCCAUCUCCACACAUUUAGCCAGGAGGGUCUAUGUUUUGUGCCUCUGAAAAGAAGCUGCUUAACUCGGUUUCUUUCACUCGUCUGUGAAUCUGCUUUUUGCUUUGAGCUUCAUCCUUUGAUUUGUUCAGACCAAUGCAUUUUGACGUAUUUAUGCCGUUUACUUUGUUCUGGGAUGGAAUUUUGUUUAAUUCCGAACAUUUCCAGCUGCCAAUGUCUAAUGAUAGAUAUUAUAAUUGGGGCUGCUUUUGUGCAUUGACGUUCUCAGCUAUGUGAAUUUUAUUACCAAAUCACCCUGAAUAAAACUUUAAAUGUUUUUUUUCAAAUUUUGAAUGGAUUUGUUAAUACUAAUCUUUCAUGCAAGUAUUUCACAAUCAAACAAAAAGCACAGGUAAACCUACAGAAUGUCUUUUUUUUUUUUUUUUUUAAAUAUUUAAUGAAGUAUACAAAGUGCUUCAAGGUUGGACUCCAGAGCUAAAAUAAAAAAAGCUCGGGGAAAAUACAGAGCAUGCAACAAACAAUAUGGCUA